AUCCCGGCCUGACCAAGCCUUCCAUCCAGAUUAUAAAUGAAGAGCAAGAUGCUCAAGAAGCAAAUGUCUCCAUACAGUGCAAUGCAACAGAACCAGAUCUGAUUUUUGCUCUUCUGAAAUCAGGGGAACAGAUAGAUUGCAAAGCUGCAGAGCUAGGGGAAAAGGCGGUGAUUUUUUCUCCCCGCUGGGUGAAGUUGGAAGAGACACAAAAUUAUACCUGCCAAUACCACAACAAAAGCAAGCCCUUUGUCUGGUCAGUGCCAAGUGACCCACUGAAGAGGGUUUCUAAAGAUGAAUCCUUAAUAACUCUAUGGACAAGUAUUGCUGCGUGCCUUUUCUUUCUGGCUGUCCUCUUCCUGGUGCUUAUCUUCGUUUUAUACAGAAAAAGAAGAAAAGGUUCUGUUACCAAAGAAAGCAAUGUACCAGCCAAGAUGUACUUAAGCUCUCCCAUGGAGGAAACCCCUGAUGAAGUUUCUUAUGCUGCAAUAAACCACAAUUCACUGAAAAUCAGACCACCAAGCCUUUAUGAUACAGUCCAUGAAUCAUGUAUCUAUGCAACAGUGUCCGAAGAAAGCACUAAGGAGAACCAAUAGGGAAGGCUAUUCAGAAGAGAAGAUCAUUCUGAGAUGUUGGUGUAUUCAUCUAUACUACAGAUACCCAUGUUAGGAUCAUCUUGCUAUAGACAUCCUCCUUCCUCUUUCAUAACCCAGAGAUAUGCUGGGUUCAGGUGAGCACAUAUUUUGCCCAUAAGUGUCUUCACAAGUAGAUUAUUAUAAUACCCAAAACUGCAAAUUGAAUCCUGGCAUUCUGUAGCUCAAGUCCAAUUUUUUCCCAAGACUGAGAUGGGCCAGUAGGGGAAAGAGUCAGACAGGUAGCUGUUGAGAGACUUGCUAGGGUGUUAUGAGUAUCAGAACUCUAUAACCAUAAUCACGACUGGAAGAGAAUAUUUAAGGAAAA
Molecule: messenger RNA, 957 nt
Organism: Thamnophis sirtalis
Lineage: Eukaryota; Metazoa; Chordata; Lepidosauria; Squamata; Natricidae
Source: RefSeq, a predicted model, not a curated record